AUGCGCAGCUUUAACUUCUGUCGUUCUGCGCGGAAGUCAAUUCUCUUGAGUCUUGGCGUCUCGGAGGGCGCGGGGGCAUCGCCUGAGAUGACACAUGACAUCCUGCGGCCUUACUCCAAGGCCCCUGACCACGCAUGUGUGAACUCCUACAUGGCAGUACUUCUUGGUGCCGGUACAUUUCGCCUGUCGCGCGCGAUAUCGAGAUGCGGAUGGUUGGUGGGCUUUGGCGCCCUGUUCUCCCUGAGCCUCUUUCACAUCUUCAUCUGCCUCCGGCUGGUCGAAGUGCCGCGGCUGAUCCAGCGUGACGUGCCCAACGCCACCUUCCUCGGUAAGGUCUUCCUCCGCCCUCGGAGCUACUUCGUGCUCGCCGUCCUAUCCAUGCUGAGCUGGUAUGGUGCCUGCGCAAUUCAGCUGCAGAAUGUCUUCGUGAACGUCCUCAGUGUGGUCACGAUGGACAUGAUUCAACAUGCAGACGACUGGGAGCAGCUCGACACGCCAUUCGGAUGGAAGAUCGUGGGCACCAUUUUGAUGGCCAUCGCCAUCGUGCCGCUGUCUUUAAAGACCAGUGCUAAGGACCUUCAGACCAAGGCCUCCUACGCGGUCUACUCCAUGUUGGCAAUUGGCCUGAUUGAGAUGGCCUGCGCCUUCAGCCAUGGCAUUGCCACAUGGUUCUCUGAUCAGCCCAACAACUACUGCAUGGUGGGGAAGCGGAUCCCGGAGGGCCUAUUCGAUAUGGGUAUGGCCUUUGGAGGUAUUGCCAUUUUGCCCUACGUGCUGGCUGAUAUGCUGAACCCUCGCAAUGCCAAGAAAGUGGUGGUCAAGGCAACUACGAGGAUCAUGCUCUUCUACUUGUCUGUGGCGAUGAUCGGCUAUUUUGGAUGGGCAGACACCAUCGAGAAACGUGCACCGCUGCAGGUUAUGAUGCAGAAGGGGUUUUGGUACCAGAAUGCUGCGCGCAUCAUCAGCGCACUCUUUGUGCUGAAGACCGUCACCACUUUUCCGCUGACCUUCUGGCCUCUCUAUCGCGAGUUCGAAGCCUUGAUCCAGCUGGACGACUCGCCAGGUUUACAACUACAGCUUGCCUGGGCCAUGCGCAGACAGCAGCUGCUGAAGGUCGCCACAAAAAUUCUGCUGGUCACCGCCUGCCUGUCCAUCAUGCUGAUGUCCCAGGAGACGAAGCGCACAUGUUUGGCCAUUUUUCUCGGCUUGCCCUUGAAUGUGGGCCAGUUUGUCUUUCCUGCUUGUGUUGGGUGCCUGGCCAUACGCCUCCACAAGAAGAUCCUGAAGAUGAGAAACGAAGCACAUGAGCCCGGGAGCGUCAGCGAAGUCAAGUAUCUGUGUAACAGCUUGGAGGUUCAUUCUGCAGCUGUCCAUGCGGCUGCGGCAUUGAUUAUUCUGCUUGGCAUCGCUUGGUUCACUGGUACGGUGGUCCAGCUCGCGACCCCGAAGCCCUAG
This is a messenger RNA of Symbiodinium natans, 1455 nucleotides long. The record is from the annotation of a GenBank genome assembly. Lineage: Eukaryota; Dinophyceae; Suessiales; Symbiodiniaceae.